AUGGGUGGAGUUUGCAACGGGACCGGCGGGGGCCUCGGAGGCGGCAUAGUCCAUGUGGAGACAUCCAAAGCACACAGCUGGACUUGCAUAGAUCUGUAUGUAUUUGCAACACCGUACAGAGUUACAUGGGACUACUACUUUUUGGGGCGAGAGCACACUCUUGAUUUCGAAGAAUGGGAAAGUGAGGCUGAGUAUGAAUAUGUGAAACGUAAUGGUGUGUCCAUUUUCCUCAUGCCAUCUGGAACAAUUGGCACACUUCGAGCACUUUGGGAGGUCUUCCCUCUGUUCACAAAUACUGCGUGGGGUGAGAAUGCGAAUCUUGCUUUUCUCGAGAAGCAUAUGGGUGCCACCUUUGAGGAACGGCCGAAACCUUGGGUCUCAGAGUUAAAUCCUGAUGAUAUCCACUCUGGAGAUUUCUUGGUUUUAUCGAAGAUCCGUGGGCGUUGGGGUGGUUUUGAAACACUGGAGAAGUGGGUUACUGGCGCUUAUGCAGGCCAUACUGCGGUUUGCCUUAGGGACUCUGAUGGAAAGCUUUGA
Miscanthus lutarioriparius is the source of this 537-nucleotide messenger RNA. NCBI's taxonomy places the organism in Eukaryota, Viridiplantae, Streptophyta, Magnoliopsida, Poales, Poaceae. The record is from the annotation of a GenBank genome assembly.